Molecule: messenger RNA, 1068 nt
Organism: Didymodactylos carnosus
Lineage: Eukaryota; Metazoa; Rotifera; Eurotatoria; Philodinida; Philodinidae
Source: the annotation of a GenBank genome assembly
AUGGAUCCAUCAAUUGAUCAUUUAGAAAAGCUAAAAUCUAUUUGUGCUAAAUUAAAAAAAGGUUUACUUCCGUUACGUCGUCCAAAGUAUGCUGAAGCAGCCAAUGAUUUUCAAUCAUUAGCUAAACAAUUUUUAUCGGAAAAUUGUUUAGAAUACAGUGCACUAUGCUAUCUACAAGCAUCAAAAUGUUUUCAAGAAUUAAAAUCAUCGACGAGUGAAUUACAAACGUUAUUAGAAGCUGCACAUUUAUUUCUUGUACUUGAAUUACAAACAUUUGAAUCAAAUACAUUAUCGUAUAAUGAAAAUUUAUCUUUAGCAUUGAGUACAUAUCAAAUGGCACAAAAAAAUUUACAUGAACAAAAUGAACGUUAUUUAUCCGGUUUAAUAUCAUUGCAAAUAGCCGAUUUUCUUAUAAAAUUAUCUCGAGAACAUGAAGCAGAACGUUUAUAUAAUAUGACAUUAGAUUCAUUCAAAGAUAUGACAAUGAUUUAUAUUAUUAUUCUCCAACAUUUACUAAAUAUCAGGAUAGAAAAUAAUGAUCAUGUACUAGCGUUAAACACAUGCACUCAAAUAAUUGAACGUUUAAUGGGUAGUACAACUACUACCACAAAGACAUCCACUUCCACCAUCAAAAGUGAAGUAAAACAAUUACCAACAGAUGUGCCCCAAUUAUCUACGUUGAGAGCGAGCGAUCGUUUAUUACUCGGAAAAUGUGAUGUCACACGGUUGUUAUUACUGUUAAUCUUAAAGCCUCAUCCCCAACGUUUACGUUCAGAUUAUGCUAAAGUUCUCAAUCAAUAUACAUGGGAUUCAUAUGAACAAACAACACCACCAACAUCAUUUAUUGAUGAAAAAUUAUUUUUUCUUUUACAAUCAUUAACAUUAGCUGUACAAGCGCAUGAUCUAGAAAAUAUUGAAUUAUUGGAAAAAGAUUUUUUAAAGUUAAACACGUUAGAUUCGAUACAAAUACGUUUAUUCUAUUCAUUAAAACAGGGAAUGAAAGGACAUUAUAUUGACUCGUUGAAAUUUGAUCAACAAUUUCAUGUUUCGACUUAUCGACCAUCGUAA